GAAGCGUAAAAUCCGUGAUCCGGGAGAGGAGAGUGGUACAAUCAAGCCGAGCCAGGGCUGGGUGAUGCGAAGGUGGAAUACUCACUUUUUCACGACUGGGAGAAACACAACACCGGGGAAAAUAAAACACUAAAAUAAUUCACAGUCUGGGGUUUAUGUCUUCCGACGCUUCUGCGAAAUGUCUACGAAGGCAGAGCAGUUUGCCUCUAAGAUUCGAUACUUGCAAGAGUAUCACAACCGUGUGCAACACAAUAUUUACCCCGUGCCCUCUGGAACAGACAUUGCAAACACACUGAAAUACUUUUCCCAAACCCUGCUCAGCAUUCUGUCCCGCACAGGCAGGAAGGAGAACCAGGAAGCUUCCAAUUUGGCCGUGCCCAUGACCAUGUGUCUUUUUCCUGUGCCAUUCCCACUCACCCCAUCUCUAAGACCACAAGUCAGUUCCAUCAACCCUACAGUUACUCGCUCCCUCCUUUACAGCGUUCUGCGCGAUGCCCCGUCAGACCGCGGGGGGCAGGGGCAGCAGAGUCGGGACGCUCAGCUCUCAGAGUACCCCUCUCUGGACUAUCAGGGCCUCUAUGUGACCCUCGUGACCCUGCUUGACCUGGUGCCCCUGCUGCAGCACGGUCAGCAUGAUUUGGGACAGUCCAUUUUCUACACAACCACUUGCCUCCUGCCCUUUCUCAGCGAUGACAUUCUCAGCACUUUGCCCUACACGAUGAUUUCUACUCUGGCCACAUUUCCUCCGUUCCUGCACAAAGACAUCAUAGAAUACCUGAGCACAUCUUUCCUCCCUAUGGCUAUAUUGGGAUCCACUCGGAGAGAAGGGGGAGUACCAGCUUAUGUUAACUUGUCAGCGUCCUCUAUGCUCAUGAUUGCAAUGCAGUACACCUCAAAUCCAGUUUAUCACUGUCAGAUGUUGGAGUGUCUCAUGAAGCACAAACAGGAAGUGUGGAAGGACCUGCUGUACGUCAUUUCUUACGGCCCUUCUCAAGUUAAACCUCCAGCUGUUCAGAUGCUGUUUCAUUACUGGCCCAACCUGAAGCCUCCAGGAGCCAUUAGUGAGUACAGAGGGCUGCAGUACACAGCUUGGAAUCCCAUCCACUGCCAACAUAUCGACUGCCACAAUGCCAUCAAUAAACCUGCUGUAAAGAUGUGCAUUGAUCCUACUCUCUCCGUUGCCCUGGGAGACAAGCCACCUCCUCUUUAUUUAUGUGAGGAGUGCAGCCAGAGGAUUGCCGGAGAUCAUCCUGAAUGGCUCGUGGAUGUCCUCCUGCCUCAAGCAGAGAUAUCAGCCAUUUGCCAAAAGAAGAACUGCAGCUCUCAUGUCAGGAGGGCUGUGGUCACCUGCUUCUCAGCCGGCUGCUGUGAGCGCCAUGGCAACAGGCCUGUCCGCUACUGCAAGCGUUGCCAUGUCAACCAUCACAGCAGCGAGGUGGGGGCUGCGGCGGAGACCCAUCUGUACCAGACCUCGCCCCCUCCCAUCAACACCAGAGAGUGUGGAGCAGAGGAGCUUGUGUGCACCGUUGAAGCCGUUAUAAGCCUUCUGAAGGAGGCAGAAAUCUAUGCAGAGCAGCGUGAGUUUGAGCUGAACAAGCGUCGUCAGAUGGGCCUGUCCUCCUCCCACCACUCGCUGGACAACAUCGAGUUCGAUAACAAGGAAGACGACCAGCACGACCAGCGUCUCCUCAGCCAGUUUGGCAUCUGGUUUCUGGUGAGCUUGUGCACGCCCAACGAGAACACGCCCACUGAGAGUCUGGCCCGGCUGGUCAGCAUGGUAUUCCAGUGGUUUCACUCCACAGCCUACAUGAUGGAUGAUGAAGUGGGAAGCCUGGUGGAGAAGCUGAAGCCUCAGUUUGUCACAAAGUGGCUCAAAACUGUGUGUGAAGUCCGCUUUGAUGUUAUGGUCAUGUGCCUGCUGCCCAAACCAGUAGAAUUUGCCAGGGUGGGAGGCUACUGGGACAAGUCAUGUAGCACAGUCACACAGCUGAAGGAGGGUCUGAACCGGAUUUUGUGUCUAAUUCCUUACAAUGUCAUUAGUCAGCCACUGUGGGAGUGUUUUAUGCCUGAGUGGCUCGAAGCAAUCAGGACGGAGGUGCCCGACAGCCAGCUGAAGGAGUUCAGGGAGGUGCUCAGUAAGAUGUUUGAUAUUGAGCUGUGCCCCCUGCCGUUCUCCAUGGAGGAAAUGUUUGGUUUCAUCAGCUGCAGAUUCUCUGGCUACCCGGCGUCUGUGCAGGAGCAGGCUCUACUGUGGCUGCAUGUGCUGUCAGAGCUGGACAUCGUGGUGCCUCUUCAGCUGCUCAUUGGGAUGUUCUCUGAUGGAGUGAACUCACUGAAGGAACUGGCCAAUCAGAGGAAGGCGUGCGCCUCGGAUCUGUCUGGCAACACUGGAGCUCGUAGGGUGAGUGUUGUGUCAGAUCCGGGACGUCGCGGGCAGCACAAUACCCUCAGCCCGUUCCCGAGCCCCUUCAGGAGUCCGUUCCACAGCCCGCUACGCUGCAGCCCUUUUAAAAACCUGGGGCACGCCACCGGAAACUGCGCACUGGAUUUGGACUGCGAUGAUGAUGACAUGAACCUUGGCUGUUUUAUCCUCAUGUUUGACCUUGUUUUAAAGCAGAUGGAGCUGCAGGAUGAUGGUGUGAUGCUGGGUCUAGACAGCAGCCUGGGGAAGGAUAUCGUGGGCAUCAUCAACAAUGUCUUUCAAGCCCCCUGGGGUGGCUCACACACCUGCCAGAAGGAUGAGAAGGCCCUGGAGUGCAGCCUGUGCCAAUCCAGCAUCCUGUGCUACCAGCUGGGCUGUGAGCUCCUGGAGAGGCUGACCCCCCGGGAAGAGAUACACCUGGUGGAACCCUCAGAUUGUUUGGAGGAAACUUUGCUCACACCUCAACUUGAUUUCUCGCUCGGGACGAAGAACGGAAGUGAGGAAGUAGACAACCCGAACGAGACAAACACCGACAAACCCAGCAACCCUUCGCCUGAGAAAACAUCCAAGAACAAUUCUGACAAGAGGUUCUCCUACCAGCAGCUUCCUGUGUCGCUGCAGCUCAUAUACACUAUUCUGCAGGAAAUGUCUAAGUUUGAGGAGCCCGACAUCUUGUUCAACAUGCUGAACUGUCUGAGGAUCCUGUGCCUCCAUGGAGAGUGUCUGUACCUCGCCCGUAAGGACCACCCGCAGUUCUUAGCCUACAUCCAGGAGAAGAUGCUGAUCCCCAGUCUGUGGUCCAUGCUGAAGUCAGAGUUUUGCCAGCUGGCCUCCCUGGCCGUGCCUCAGCUUCUCCACGCUCUCUCGCUGUCCCACGGAGCAGACAUCUUCUGGAACCUCAUCAACACCAACUUCAACAGUAACGACUGGAAAACACGGUUCGAAGCAGUCGAGAAGGUAGCGGUCCUGUGUCGAUUCCUGGACAUCAGCGCAGUAACAAAAAACCACCUGCUGAAGUACUCUUUGGCCCACGCCUUCUGCUGCUUCCUGGCCUCCGUGGAGGAUGUCAACCCAUCUGUGGCCACCAGAGCCAGACUGCUGCUGGACACCAUCAAGAGGCCGGCCCUGCAGGGGUUGUGCUUGUGUUUGGACUUCCAGUUUGACACGGUCGUGAGAGAUCGUCCGAUUAUCCUCUGCAAACUUCUUCUACUACACUUCCUCAAGAAAGACAUUCCUGCUCUAAGCUGGGAGUUCUUUGUUAACCGCUUUGAAACGUUGUCCUUGGAGGCUCAGCUGCACCUGGACUGCAACAAAGAGUUCCCCUUUCCUACUACCAUCACAGCUGUUCGAACCAACGUGGCUAAUCUGAGUGAUGCAGCUAUGUGGAAGAUACGGAGAGCUCGUUUUGCCAGGAACCAGCAAAAGAGUGUGCGUUCCCUGCGAGACAGCGUAAAGGGAGGCCAAGCUGAGUCCAAACGAGCCUUCUCACUCCCAGAGUCACUCAGCAACCGACUUCCGUGUUUCCUCCGGCACUUUAACCCUGACGCUUCAGCCCCUCUUUCAGGCCAGACUCCCUCACCUGAAGACGACAGCAUCAUCAGAGACCUGCUCCCCGAGAACGCCGGCAUCGAUCACCAGACGGUCCACCAACUCAUCAUGGUGCUCAUGAAGUUCAUGGCCAAAGACAAGAGCAGCGCUGAGGCGGACAUAAGCAGCGCCAAGGCCUUCAACACAGUGAAGCGCCACUUAUACGUGCUGCUAGGGUAUGAUCAGCAGGAGGGCUGUUUUAUGAUCGCGCCCCAGAAGAUGCGCACCUCCACCUGCUUCAACGCCUUCAUUGCUGGCAUUGCACAAGUCUUGGACUACAAUAUUGGUUUGGGAAAGCAGCUGCUCCCUCUAGUGGUUCAAGUGUUAAAGUACUGUGCUUGUCCUCAGCUGAGACACUAUUUUCAGCAGCCUCCUCGAUGCUCCUUGUGGGCUCUGAGGCCACAUAUUCGUCAGAUGUGGCUCAAAGCUCUCCUGGUCAUCCUGUACAAGUACCCGUACAGAGAAAUGGACUACAGCAAAGUGGUCCUCCAUCUGAUCCACAUCACCAUCAACACUCUGAACGCGCAGUAUCACAGCUGCCGUCCGCACGCUGCAGCCGGACCGCUCUACAGCGACACCUCCAACAUGAGCCGCUACAGCGAGAAGGAGAAAGAGGAAGACAGCGUGUUCGAUGAGUCAGAUGUCCACGACACGCCCACUGGUGCCGCCAACAAAGAGUCUCAGACCUUCUUUGCUCGUCUGAAGAGAAUCGGAGGCAGCAAGUCUGUGAAGUACCAGCCAGUCGAGCUGAAUGCCAAGAAAAGUGAAAUCGAGCUGUCAGAGUACCGGGAAGCAAGCGCCCUGCAGGACAGCAUCCUGCACUGUGUGAGGGAGGAGAGCACCAGGAAGAAGCGACUGCAGGCCAUGCAUAAACAGAAGUCUUUAGACAUUUCCAACACAGACUCCAUCCUUUUCAGUCUGGAUGAACACCGGAGGAAAUCCUGCAUCGAUCGUUGUGAUAUGCAAGUUCUCCCGGUGGUUCUGUCCCCUUCCUGCGCCACCUCCCGCCAGCAGCAAUGUAAAGGGUCCUCUAAUGGCUCCUCAGUUCGGGUGGAUCCCGUCGAUCGACGGGGUUCUCGAGGAGGCCAGUCCGACACGUCCAAACCUGUUAUCCCAGAGGUCCGACUCAGCUGCAUGGAGACGUUUGAAGACAAACUGGAUCAGGGAUCUUUAGAGGGAUCUGCACAGGAGAAAGAGGAGCAAGAUCUCAUCGACCUCUCCUCGGAUAGCACAUCAAUUCCAGAGAAACACUCCCUGCUUUCCAUGUCUGAUAGCGACUCCUUGGUUUUUGAGCCGCUGCCCCCUCUCAGGAUCGUGGAAAGCGACGAGGAGUUUGACCUGAACACCAUCCUAGGCUCCAAGUUCAAUGGGAGUCCCAAGAUCUCAGCUUCUCCUGCCAGCAGUGACACUUUGAGGCUGUCUCCUUUGGUUCAGGUGAGUGCGGAGGACUGUUCAGGUGAAAAAGUGGAUCCUGAACUUGUUGAGAAGGAGUCUCCUGAAAAGAAACCCAAAGUCAUGACUCCCAGAUCCUCCCUAGAUUUCCCGGAACGACCAGAGAACAUCUGCCAUGAAAGCGCCAUGACCUUGAAACAGAAAAGAGACCUGCUGAAGAAGACUCCACACGUCCCUGACUCCUCGCUAGAUGACAACCCCGAGGACAUGAAGCCCGGGACUGGACUGGGUACAAGUCCCUCCAGCAAGACUGUUUUCCUGGACAUCCCAGAAGACAAAGCAGAGCCGCCUUCCUCUCCUGAGAAAAGCAAGAAAAACAACGACGAAGAAGAGGAGGAAGAUGGUGAUGACGAGGAGGACGAUGAGAUGGGGGACGAAGCAGAUAUCGACCCCAAACCUGAAAACACAGACGAUAACGAUGAGGCCGAGUUUAAAAUCCAGAUCGUUCCACGGCGGCGGAAACAGAGGAAGAUAGCGGUCAGCGCCAUCCAGAGGGAAUAUCUGGACAUUUCCUUCAACACGUUUGACAAGCUGGGCGUUGACGAGGCCAACGAAGCCGAACACAAAGUUAUCUCUACGCUGGAAAAGCCACGAGAAUCUGCUUCAGCUCCAACUCUCGAGGCGGCUGUGCCGGAGACGAGUCAUCGCUCCUCAGUAUCAACUCAGUACCGGCAGGUGAAGCGAGGCUCUCUGGGCGCUCUAACGAUGAGUCAGCUGAUGAAGAGACAGCUGGAGCAUCAGUCCAGUGCACCGCACAACAUCUGCACCUGGGAGACAGGUCGCUCAUUCUCAAACUUAAUAGCUCAAGAAUAAAAAGGCAGAAAAAAGGCACUAAAAUGGUGGGAAAAAAACCAAACACAUUUGUCUUUAGUAGGCCCGACAAAGACAAGUCUCCUUUCAGCGCCGAGCACAGUCAGCAUGUUUGUCCCAGCACCAGAAGAGUUCAUCGACGAGCAGCCUACCACUAUGUCUGAUCGAUGUCGGGACUGUGCAGCUGUGCUGGAGGAGUAUGACGAAGAGACUCUCGCCCUCGCUGUGAUCGUCCUCUCCAUGUUCAUCCACCUGAGUCCUGAUUUGGCUGCUCCGAUGCUCCUCGACAUCAUGCAGUCUGUGGGGAGGCUCGCAUCUAGUGGCAAUUUUUCCGGACAAGCAGAGAGCAUGCUAAUCCCAGGGAAUGUAGCAGGUGUGGCCAAGCAGUUCCUGCGUUGUGUGUUUCACCAGCUGGCCCCUAAUGGCAUCUUGCCCCAGCUCUUCCAGAGCAACAUCAAAGAUGGCAGCUUUCUGCGAACGCUUGCAACCUCUUUGAUAGACUUUAAUGAACUGAGCUCCGUUGCAGCUCUCAACAUGCUGCUGGAGGGCCUGAACAACAAAAAGAACCUUCCAGCAGGGGGCACCAUGCUGCACUGCCUGGACAACAUUGCCUCCUUCAUGGAGGCUCUCCCCAUGGACUCUCCUAGCAACCUGUGGACAACCAUCUGCAACCAGUUCCAGACCUUCCUCACAAAACUGCCCUCUGUGCUUCCUCUGAAGUGCCCGAUGGACUCCAGCCUGAGGAUGAUCAUAUGUCUCCUAAAGAUCCCAACCAUAAAUGCAACUCGGAGUCUCCUGGAGCCCUUCUCUAAGCUGCUGAGCUUUGUCAUCCAGUACGGCACGUUCAGCCUCUCCUACCUCGUAGAGCUCUGUGGACUGUGUUAUAAAGCCUUCAACAAGGAACGAGAUAAGUUCUACAUGUCGCGCAUUGUGGUGUUGGAGCUUCUGCAGGCUCUCAAGUUCAAAUCUCCUCUGCCUGACACAAACUUGUUACUGCUGGUCCAGUUUGUUUGUGCAGAUAUCGGCACGCGACUCGCAGAAUCCACCAUCAUCCAGAAACACAUGAUCUCCACUCUGCCGGGGUGUACGACAGCAGCAAUGGAGUGCAUGAGGCAAUACACAAGUGAGCUCCUGGACUUCAUUGCAGAUAUGCACACACUAACUAAACUGAAAAGCCAUAUGAAGGCUUGCUGUCAGCCGCUGCACGAGGAUACGUUUGGAGGGAACCUGAAAGUGGGCUUGGCUCAAGUUGCAGCCAUGGAGAUCAGCAAAGGCAACCACCGCGACAACAAAGCUGUGGUUCGCUAUCUUCCCUGGCUGUACCAUCCACCAUCCACCAUGCAGCAAGGGCCAAAAGAAUUCAUCGAGUGCGUGUCCCACAUCCGUCAGCUGUCCUGGCUGCUGCUGGGCUCCCUGACGCACUGCGCUCUGCACCAAGGCUCCACCUCCUGCAUGCCCAUCCCUCUAGAUGCCGGCUCACACAUCGCAGAUCACCUCAUUGUCAUCCUGAUUGGCUUCCCAGAGCAGUCAAAGACGUCGGUGCUGCACAUGUGCUCCCUGUUCCACGCCUUCAUGUUUGCCCAGCUGUGGACUAUCUACUGUGAGCAGGCGGCUGCCGCGCCGUCCCUGCAAAACCAGAACCAGACCGAAUUUUCGUCCAGCGCGAUCCUCACGGGCCUGGAGUUCUGGAGUCGGGUUACACCGAGCAUCUUGCAGCUCAUGGCGCACAAUAAAGUGAUGGUGGAGAUGGUUUGUCUUCAUGUCAUCAGUUUGAUGGAAGCUCUGCAGGAAUGCAACUCGACCAUCUUCGUCAAGUUGAUACCGAUGUGGCUCCCCAUGAUUCAGUCAAACCUGAAGCAUCUAUCUGCAGGACUGCAGCUGCGUCUUCAGGCCAUCCAGAACAGGGUCAACCACCAGUGUCUGCAGGGUCAGGCGUCCGGGGCGCCGCCGUUCGCCCUUCGAAAAUGGCUCCAGUGCACCCAGUUCAAGAUGGCUCAGGUGGAGAUCCAGUCGUCGGAGGCUGCCUCACAGUUUUACCCCAUGUGACCUCCCCUGUGGUCACUGCACACCUGCAUGCACCUGCCCUGACUGAACUCUGUGCUCACAAAAGGACUCCUGCACAGACGGAGUCAUUUUACCUGGAAUAUUUUCAGCACCUUUAAUAUAACGUGUACAGAAAAUCUAUGCUAAUAAAAAAAACGGGUGUUUACAGGCUUGUGUUGGUAACGAAAUGACUGAGGGGAUUUUUCUAUUACCCCACAUCAGUCAUAGCCAGGGUGUAAAAUGAUUGUUGAAUCUUAUAAAUUAUCCGCUCACGCUGUCACAUCGAUCUCCUGUCACUUUUUAAGUUCCUCGGCCGCCGGCUGUAUAAUAAAAAUACUUUUUUUCUAAACACCGA
Nothobranchius furzeri (turquoise killifish) is the source of this 8669-nucleotide messenger RNA. Lineage: Eukaryota; Metazoa; Chordata; Actinopteri; Cyprinodontiformes; Nothobranchiidae. The record is from RefSeq and is a predicted model, not a curated record.